Molecule: messenger RNA, 2465 nt
Organism: Cynoglossus semilaevis (tongue sole)
Lineage: Eukaryota; Metazoa; Chordata; Actinopteri; Pleuronectiformes; Cynoglossidae
Gene: ndrg1a
Product: N-myc downstream regulated 1a
Exons: 16
Coding region: 186-1328 (380 amino acids)
Source: RefSeq, a predicted model, not a curated record
CGCCUUGAGCAACACGUUAUAAACAAAGCAACGCCUGCCCUCACACUGCAACUGUCUGCUCUGACGAGAGUCACCGAGAGGCAAAGAAGGAAAGACACAAACACGUUUUUGGGGACAUUCUAAGAGAGGAGCACUGGUCUCAGGACAAUCACAAGUCAAACCCACAGGCUCUGCAGAUUUUUGAUAUGGAUGACAUCCAGACUGAGACAAAAGGCCUGCUGGUUGACAAGGAACUGCCCGGUCUCAGAGAGGCCGUGCUGCAGCUCGUUGUCAAGGAACACGAUGUUGAGACUCCUUAUGGAAGAAUCCACUGCACAAUGAAGGGCGUUCCCAAGGGAGAGCGGCCCGUCAUCCUCACCUUCCAUGAUGUUGGACUGAACUACAAAACCUGCUGGGACACGCUCUUCAACCAUGAAGACAUGUCGGAGAUCAUGCAGCACUUUGCCGUGUGUCACGUUGACGCCCCCGGGCAGCAUGAGGGCGCUAAUACCUUUUCCACCGGAUAUGAAUACCCUUCUAUGGACCAACUGGCCGAGACACUCCCAUUGGUGCUGAAGCAUUUUGGGCUGAAGACUGUGAUUGGAAUGGGCAUCGGAGCUGGAGCUUACGUUCUGACCAGAUUUGCUCUGGACUACAGCAACCUGGUGGAGGGUCUCCUGCUGAUCAACAUCAACCCAUGUGCUGAAGGAUGGAUGGACUGGGCCGCACACAAGAUCAGUGGCUGGACCCACGCCAUGCCUGACACCAUCAUCACCCACCUCUUCGGAAAGGAGGAGAUCCACCACAACCAGGACCUGAUUGCGACCUAUCGCCACCACAUCAGCAACGACAUGAACCAGUUCAACCUGCAUCUCUUUGCCAAGGCUUAUGAAAGUCGAAGAGAUCUGGAAAUCGAGAGGCCAUGCCCUGGCUACAGUGUCAGAACUCUCAAGUGUCCUUCUCUGCUGGUGGUUGGCGACAACUCCCCCGCUGUGGAGGCCGUGGUUGAGUGCAACACCAAACUGGACCCCACAAAGACCACGCUGCUGAAGAUGUCUGAUUGCGGUGGCAUGCCCCAGGUUGACCAGCCUGCAAAACUGACAGAAGCUUUCAAGUACUUCAUUCAAGGGAUGGGAUACAUGCCAGCUGCCAGCAUGACCCGCUUGGCCCGCUCCCGCACCGCCUCUGGCUCCUCCUACGACGGCAACCGCUCCCGCUCCCACACCACCGAGGGCAGCCGCAGCCGCAGCCACACGGCCGGUCACUCUCAGACAGAAAGCUCCGCAGCCGGCACGGCCAACAGCAGCGCUGAUAAAGCUGUCCCCAAAUCCACUGAAGUGUCCUGCUAAAGUGAGCCCUCACUCUCUGGACACCCACACCUCUUAACAUUCCUUCAGUUUGUGCUGCGCUGCCUCUAACACACACACACAUUUCAACACACACACACACACACACAACAACAUUUACGUGGAGAGAGGGACACUAAGAUUUGUCAAAACGCACAAAAGUACACUCACCUGCAGGGUAUUCUGCACAGCUGAGCAAAAACAAACACGUCUUGACUAAGAGGUCAAGGGUCAGCGAGAGGUUUUGGUCAUCGUGAGGAACACUAACCCACCUGGAGAGUAGAUACUGCAAAAAAUACUUGAUCAGAUGAGUGUGUAAUUAGAGGCAACGCAGCAUUUUGGGAACGCUGAAGCAGAAAAUGUCAGAGAAAGCUGUGGCUGCAUUUGUUGGUGUACUGCUCAUAAUCUCUCAUACAUAUUAAAACUGUUUUCAUUUCUGAAUGUCUUCAUUUAGUUUUUACUUUUUUUUAUCAUAUCGACGCAGCUUUCUCAAAUAUAUCUUGACUGUAAAUGACUGUUUCCUGUUCCCACUGUGAUUGUUUGAUCGUUUGUUCCACGUGGCUGGGGUCGGUACGCAGGAGCAGCGGUUCAGAUAGACAAAAGGGAGGCAUCUGGGAAAAUUGAACACAAAUCAACAUUUUCUCCUAUUAAUAUUCACCAUCCCAGCAUUUUUAUUACACUCUUCACUUCACCUCUGCUGUCAAUCAAAAUUCAAAUUCAGAAACGUCUCCAUCGCACGCUUUAUUAUUGGAAUGUGACCGGAGACAACAAAGUUUGUUUGUUUCUUUGUUUGUUUUUUAACAAUGAUUUCUAUGCAAUCAAUCACAAUGGAACCAAGAUGUGCCAAGGAAUUGUUCACUGUUGUAGAUGAGAUGCUCCCAUAUGGUUGUGGAUUUUGGGUGAGUGAAGUGAGCGCUCCACAUGCUAACAUGCGGAUAACCAUAUAACUUACCUGACACCUGCUCCUCCUGUGUUUCUCUUGCACUGCAGCGGCGUUUCUGCUUGUUAGAAUACAUACAUAUAAUUACACAGCUUUGUAAAGAGGCAAUGCACAAACAAUAUAAGGCUGUAGAAAAAGCAUUAAGCAACUUAACAGUUUGUAUUUAUUAAAAAAAUGACAAUAAAAAAACUUAUAACAGA